This is a messenger RNA of Fusarium coffeatum, 1074 nucleotides long. RefSeq lists its product as uncharacterized. The transcript has 8 exons. Lineage: Eukaryota; Fungi; Ascomycota; Sordariomycetes; Hypocreales; Nectriaceae. The record is from RefSeq and is a predicted model, not a curated record. The coding region runs from base 1 to 1074 and encodes 357 amino acids.
AUGCCUCAAAACAUCCUCAUCACAGGAGCCGCUGGCUACAUUGGUGGCUCAAUCAUUGCUGAUAUCCUCUCACGAAAAGAUGGGACUCUAAAGGCCGCCAAUUUGUUCGCGGCUGUUCGAAGCCAAGAACAGGUUGAUAAGAUAGCCAAAAUCGGAGUCCAAACCAUUCAGCUCGAUUUGACCGACAAGUUGGCUGUUGAAGAAGUAGUUACCGAGAACGAGAUCAAUCUCGUCGUCCACACAGCGAGUGGUAUGCACCCGGCCAUAACCUCAAACUUACUCAGUGCUUUGGGAGGACGCCGUCAGGCCAGUGGUUCAAAGACGUACUUAAUUCAUUCAUCCAUUGCAACUAUGUUCACCGAGGAAGGUGGCUGGCCUUACGGCGAAAUCAAGGACAGCGAUCCCAUCCUGGUCAAGGAAAAGGAGAUUGGGUUUGAUAACCCUGUACGAGCAACCAACAGGGUUCUUGCCGAAGAAGGCAAAGCACAGGGCGUAGAGACGUUCAACGUUGCUGUUCCCAUGACUUAUGGCCGUGGCAGCGGAGAGUGUAGGAAGCUCUCAGUGAACAAUCCAGCCAUGAUUCGAACAAGCAUCAAACUCAAGACAGUCCAUAAGUUCGAUAAAAACGGACACUUUGGUACUGUCCAUAUCUCCGAUCUGACUGACAUCUACGUCCGAAUCGCUAGCAAAAUUCUCAAGGAUGAGCCCAUCGCUGUUGGUCACGAUCGCUAUUUCUUCGCAAUCGCCCACAAGGCACACUGGUGGAAUAUGAUGGAUAAGGUUGCUGAAGGGCUUUACUCUCGCGGCCUUGUGACAGACCCAGAGGUCAAGCUUUGGUCGGAUUAUGAAACAGCAGCUGAUAGUCUUGGCUUUCCACGAGCGUACGUUGGAGCCAUGACCACGCAUGGCGGCCAACUUAUUCCCACCAAUGUGUACGAGUUGGGAUGGAAGCCAAAGUGGGAUUCCGAAGAGAAGUUUCUCAACCAGAUUGAUGGUGAGAUCACGGAUGUUCAAGAGCUGGAUACUGUCAAGAUGUCUCUUUUCGACAGUCUUGUUGCGGAACAGUCCAAGUAA